Messenger RNA from Hirsutella rhossiliensis, 1023 nucleotides. RefSeq names its product kinase. Bases 1 to 1023 code for a protein of 340 amino acids. The transcript is spliced from 4 exons. Gene Ontology annotation, biological process: signal transduction; peptidyl-serine phosphorylation. The record is from RefSeq and is a predicted model, not a curated record. NCBI's taxonomy places the organism in Eukaryota, Fungi, Ascomycota, Sordariomycetes, Hypocreales, Ophiocordycipitaceae. Gene Ontology annotation, cellular component: cytoplasm; nucleus. Gene Ontology annotation, molecular function: ATP binding; protein serine/threonine kinase activity.
AUGAAGGACAUUCUCGUCAACGAGAGAUAUCGUGUCGAUUACAAGAUCGGCCAAGGUGGCUUCGGCCUCGUCUAUGCGGGCACGGAUAUACAGACAAACGCGCAAGUCGCUCUAAAGCUCAUGUCUUACGCCAAUGACGCCGAUAUUCUCAAUGCCGAGGCAGAGGUGUACAAGUCACUUUCCGGCGGCACUGGAAUCCCGCGAGUUCUGUGGUACGGGGAGGAAUGUGAAUAUUCCGUCUUGGCUCAUGAGAUUCUUGGCCCUUCGCUAGAGGAUCUCUUCAACUACUGCGACCGGCGCUUCUCGCUCAAGACGGUCCUCUUGCUGGCUGACCAGGCCAUCUCGCGAAUCGAGUACAUCCACAAGAAAGGCUUCCUCCAUCGCGACAUCAAGCCCGACAACUUCCUCAUGGGUCUCGGCAGACAGGGAAAUGUGCUGUACACAAUCGACUUUGGUUUGGCCAAGGAACACGGCAGUGGCGAGCUCUGGAGAUUGUGCGGCCCCUUCUUUGGUGGCACCGUUCGAUACGCCAGCAUCAACAACCACAACGGGCGCGAGCAUUCCUGGGGCGACGACCUCGAGUCCCUCGGAUACGUCUUGCUGUAUUUCGCCCGCGGCUCUCUGCCGUGGCAGGGCAUGAAAGCCGCCAACGACAAGGAGAGGACCGAGCUCAUCAAGGACAAGAAGAUGAGUCUUUCGGCGAAGGCACUCUGCGAGGGGCUCCCACUGGAAUUUACCCAGUACAUCGAACAUACCCGGUCACUGGGGUUUGAGGAAAGACCCAAAUACGCCUACCUCCGUCUUCUUUUCCGCCGUCUCUUUGCCGCUCAGGGCUACCAGCACGACAACGUAUUUGACUGGACCGAGAAGCUGUUUCACGAGAUGCACGGAAGCUCUGUCGAGCUGGCGCCUCCAUCGUCGCGGAAGAAGAAUCGGCCGGCCAAAGAGGUGGCGACAGGCAAAGUCUCCAAGAACCGUCAGAAUCGAAAAGCACGACAGCGUGCAUCGAAAAAGGGGCCCUAA